GAAGUGUCUUCGCAUGUGGGAGGCUCUGGCAAGCAUCCUGGUUUCUAAACUGUCUGUCAGCUGCACGGGAAACAGCAGAUAGUUGCUAUAGAAGCAAAGAGGAGUGGAGAGCGGCGAGGAGAAGGGAGGACUGCAUGCAAACGCGUUGACGGCUUUCAGAGGGAAACAAAAGGAAGGAAAACAUCCAUUUAAAUGAGUGUGGAGACGCCUCAAUAAGGAAGAGGAGCAUCUUCAUUAUUUAGGUUUUUUAAUUUUUUUAGCAGCACUUUCCAUAUUGGUCAUCUAUGAAAGGAAGUCUGAGAAGAAACUUCAUUCAUUUGGAGCUUUAAAAAAUAUUUUCUUUUGCAUUCACAUCAAAUUUGAUGAAACUUGAGGGGCCAAGAUGAACCAAACUGCCUCCGUCUCGCAUCAGAUUGAGUGUCAGCCUGUCAAAGACAUCAAGGAGUACGUGGACGUCAGCCCCCCUCAGAGGAACUGGAAGGGAAUCGCCAUCUCCCUCCUGGUGAUCGUCGGGGUCUGCUCCCUCAUCAGCCUGUCCGUGGUCCUCCUCACACCCACCGACCUUCCGGAGAGCAGCAAGUCCAGGUUGACCGUGGCCGACCUGUACCAACCGGAGUUCAGCGUCCACGACCCCGAGGCCACGUGGGUCAGCGAGUCCGAGGUUGUGUACAGGAACAGAGACGGUCACGUGGUCAAGUUUAACCUGGAACGGAACGAGACGGAGCUCAUUCUCAACAACAAAACAUUUGUGGACUUCAAAGUGGCGAAGUACUCUCUGUCUGCUGACCUUAAGUAUGCCCUCUUCGCCUACAAUGUAAAGCCGGUGUACAGACACUCGUACACGGCGUCGUACAGCGUGUACAACAUCUACACAAGGGAAGUAUGGGAGCUCAACCCUCCAGAGGUAAAGAACGCGCUGCUUCAACAUGCAUCCUGGGGCAGACAAGGACACCAGCUGAUCUACAUCUUUGAGAACAACAUAUAUUACCAGUCAGAUGUGCGGAGCAAUUCCCUCAGAAUCACCUCUUCUGGGAUGGAGGAAGUCAUUUUCAAUGGUCUGGCCGACUGGUUGUAUGAAGAGGAGAUCCUGAACUCCCACCUGGCUCACUGGUGGUCACCUGAUAGUGAACGUCUGGCCUUCCUCACCAUCAAUGACUCUCUGGUGCCCAAAAUGGGGAUCCCGCAGUUCACCGGCAGCACCUACCCUCGAGGCCUGCAGUACCCGUACCCCAUGGCCGGUCAGACGAACCCGUCGGUCAAACUGUCCGUGGUCAACCUGUUUGGUGCGACUCACACUCUAGAGCUGCAGCCUCCAGAUCAGCUCAGACAUCGGGAUUUCUACAUCACCAUGGUGAAAUGGAUCAGCGACACUCACCUCGCCGUGCGCUGGCUCAACCGGGCCCAGAACUCCUCUCUGCUGACGGUGUGCGACACCACCGUAGGAGCCUGUCUGCAGAGACACGAGGAGUCUUCAGAGACGUGGUUAUCCAGACAGACACAGGAGCCCCUGUUCUCCACCGACCGGAGCAGGUUCUUCCUGGCGCUGCCCGUCAGACAGGGAGGUCAAGGAGAUUUCCACCACAUCACCAUGUUCACCAAACAGUUCAACAGCAAACAGGAUGAAGUCCGACACUUGACAUCAGGACACUGGGAGGUGACCAGAAUCCUGGCAUACGAUGAAAACAACAAUGUCAUAUACUUCCUGAGUACGGAGAACGCCACACAGCAAAGACACCUGUACAGUGUGUCCACGUUUGGCUUGUUCCAGCGGCAGUGCCUCACGUGUCACCUGAAGGAGGAGUGCGCCUUCCUGGACGCCGACAUCAGCCCAGACGCUCGUCACGCCAUCCUGCGCUGUCAAGGUCCUGGCGUUCCAUCUGUGCUGCUGCUAAGCUUCGACGAUGAGGAAUCUUAUUUCAUCCUGGAGAACAACUCGCCGCUGCGAGCCGCACUGCAGAGCAGAAGGUCGACCUCCACUGAGAUCCACAAGAUCUCCAACGACAACUACGUGCUCCCUCUGAAGCUCAUUUAUCCCCCCGACUUCUCCGAGUCCUACCUCUACGCUCUGCUCCUGAUUGUUGGGAGCGCGCCCGGCCAGCAAGCGGUGACGGAAAAGUUCCACCUGGGUUGGGACUUGGUUCUGUCGGGAUCGGAGAACGUCAUCGUGGCACAGCUGGACGGCAGAGGCUCUGGGUUCGGAGGUCAAAGGGUCCUGCAGCAGAUCCACCACCGGCUCGGGACGGUGGACACAGAAGACCAGAUCGCAGCUCUGGAGUAUCUGACUAAUCUGCCGUUCAUCGAUCGCAAUCGUGUCGGAGUCUUCGGAGAGGGAUACGGAGGUUUCCUGACUCUGAUGAUGCUGAAGUCGACGGAGCGGAUGAUCACGUGCGCGGCCGUCCAGGCUCCCAUCAUCGACUGGAGUCUGUACGCCUCAGCUUUCUCGGAGAGAUAUCUGGGCUCGCCUUUAACUGAGGAGAACCGAUACCAAGCUUCUAAAGUUCUGCCCAAUCAGAGAGCCCUUCCAGGAGGAACUCUGUUUCUGGCUCACGGCACGGCUGACGCAAACGUUCACUUCCAGCACUCGGCGGAGCUCAUCAAACACCUCAUAAAGAUCGGCGCCAACUACACCAUGCAGAUCUUCCCGGACGAAGGCCACUUCCUGUCGACGCGCAGCCGGAUCCAGCUGACUCACUCCCUUAUCGGAUAUUUCCGAGGCUGCUUGCUGGACGCGCCGUCGCUCCUCGACCAGCGGGACGACGACUGAGGAGGGCGGGGGUGGUUGAUGUGUCUGAGACCGGGCGUGUGUUUGUGUUUUCUACCUGUAGCACUCCGUUCAGUGAAAAAACAGGAGUCUUUGUGACAUUUCCAACCGGUUUCCAUCGCUUCAGCUGAGGGAAGCUCCCGCCGCUCCGGAGCACAUUUAAUGUCCAGAGUCGGGAGGGAGGCUUCAGCUGCCAUCAGCCCCCGACCGAGACGCUUGGCUCCAACAUGAGAUGCUUUGUUUUUGUGGGGCGUGGGGCGUCUGAUCUUCAAGGAAGCAAAAACAUCAAGCAUUUCCCAUUCCGAUCAGAGGAGGAAAACAUGUUUUUGAACUCGACAUUUCUCCCUCUGAAACUCCCUCCUGUGAAAAAGUCUUUAAAUCUUUCUUCAUUUCAAUCGUUUGGGUUAGAGAGAAAGAUUAGGACAAAACACAUGAAAACUUAAAGUAUUCAGCCAAGUUUCUUUGUAUUAUUUUAUAUCUUAGCUAAUUAGCUGCCAAAAACAUUUUUAUUUUUAUUUUUUAUUUUUUUUAUUUUAUUUAAUAAUAGAAAAAAAUAUCUGAUCCAUAGUUUGUAUUAGACUCAAAAUAUUUAGUUUUAUUGUAACUUUUUUUGUAAAAUGGCAUAGUAGUAAUUACUUUUUCACAGUAUUAUCUUUGCAUUUUGACGUUUUUGUACAUAAAAGUUUAGGAUAAAAGAAAACACUUUUUUUCAUCAGUUUUCCUUAAAGUACAUUUAGCUCAACUGCUUUUUUUUGCUAAUUCCAGAUAUGGCUCUCUCAUUUAAAUCAUAACAAUAAUAAUGUUAAAAUUCAGAGCUAAAAAAUGGUCCAAAUCCCAUUUGUUUUUUUUAUUUUUUUUUAUAUCAAACAUGCUUCUUAAAGCUAUGCAUCAUUUACAUUUUUUAAUUUUUUUAAAUAAUUUUUGGUGUUUUCAACAUCGUUGCUUAUAGGAAAAUUAAACUUAAUUAAUUUAACUUUUUGUUCAUUUGGUUUAUAUUAUUCAAUAUUAAAUGUAUAAUCAAACUUUAGUUAUACAUGUUACAUGCAUUAAAAAGACUCAAAUAUUUUUAUUCAUAUCUAAAAACUAAUUAUUUUUUUAUUAUUUUUAUUUUAUUCAUAAUUUUAAAAAUCUGAUUAAAAAUAUCCAAUUUUACAGUUGGCGUAAAAGGUAAUCUUUUUUAUUAAUAAAAUAAAAAAAUGCAACUCGUUAGCAUAAAUAUGCCUUUUAUUCACGUCUUACUUUUUUUUAUUAUU
Molecule: messenger RNA, 4014 nt
Organism: Oryzias melastigma (Indian medaka)
Lineage: Eukaryota; Metazoa; Chordata; Actinopteri; Beloniformes; Adrianichthyidae
Product: inactive dipeptidyl peptidase 10
Exons: 27
Coding region: 383-2764 (793 amino acids)
Biological process (GO): proteolysis
Molecular function (GO): serine-type peptidase activity; dipeptidyl-peptidase activity
Source: RefSeq, a predicted model, not a curated record